Molecule: messenger RNA, 3661 nt
Organism: Periophthalmus magnuspinnatus
Lineage: Eukaryota; Metazoa; Chordata; Actinopteri; Gobiiformes; Gobiidae
Gene: smim22
Product: leucine rich repeat containing 2
Exons: 10
Coding region: 92-1258 (388 amino acids)
Molecular function (GO): protein binding
Source: RefSeq, a predicted model, not a curated record
GUGAGGGAGGAGGUCAUGUGAUCAGGACACAUGGAGCAGAUUUAAAUAGACCAGAGUCACAGUCGUCAACAACAGGAAUGACCCAGGAGCCAUGGGCGUGGAGCGGCGUCUGGAUGUCCCGGUGUACGACCUGUCCGCCAUCAGAGGCCUGUGGGAGCGGCGAGCGAAGAAACAGAAACUGAGGGAGAAGAAAGAGAGGGAGAGGAGAGAGCAGAGCGCCCUCGCCAGGAUUGAUCAGCAAUGGCAGUACAGGAUCUACUGUAAAACUCUGAAGAGAGAUGAAAAGAACGCGCUACACCAGUAUCUGGAGAGAUCCAACGGCAACCAGCUCAGCAACCUACCCCACAACCUGCCCCAUACAGAUGGAGGAGGUCCAGAAGGUCAGAACUUUCCUCAGACUAAAGCAGAUCCUGAAAACCUGGUCUUCAGAUUGGAAGGAGACAAGUGGAUGUCUUUCCCUAAGGAGCUGCAGUGGAUGACCUAUCUGACAGAAUGGUAUGUGACCCACACUCGGAUCCAGAGACUUCCUGAGUUCUUGGAUCAGUUUUCCAGACUUACCGUCCUGGACCUGUCCAAGAACCAGGUCUGCGAAGUCCCGCCCGAGAUUGGAAAGCUGACGUCACUGAAGGAGCUGAACUUGAGCUACAAUCGUCUGAUGAAGGUGCCUCUGGAGCUGGGAGACUGUGAGGAGCUGCUGAAACUCGAGUUGGCCGGGAACCGACUGUGCGAGCUGCCCUUCGAACUGAGCUCCCUGAAGCAGCUCCACCUGCUGGACAUCUCUGAGAACUGCUUGGUGUCUCUCCCCAUCUGUGUCCUAAGGAUGGACUCACUCAAGACUCUGGAUCUGAGCAACAACCAGCUCAAAGAUCUGCCCCAGGACAUGGACCGCCUACAGAACCUGGAGUCUCUGUUCCUCCAUAAGAACCACCUGUCGUACCUGCCCCAGAGCCUGGCCCUGAUCAGCGCCUUGAAAAUGGUCAUCGUGAGUGGAGACGAGCUCAACUGCAUCCCCACGAGGCUCUGCAGUAGCCCCGAGAUCAAAUUCAUUCGUUUGUACGAGUCUCCGACGCUGCAGCAGAGACAGAAGAGGGAGGAGGAGCAGAGGAGGAGAGAGGAGCAGAGGAGGACCUGGAGAGGUGCAGAGGAUCAGAGAGACAGCUCAGAGAAAGAGUUCCUCCAGGCCUAUGUCAGCACGCUCGCACACAGAGAAUCUGUACCGUACUCCACCACCAAGAUCUCCAUCUCCUGUCAGCUCUGAGGAAGAGAAGAGGAAGAAGAGGAGCACGGAGAUAGGAGAGGAGGAUGAGGAGAAGAAGACGAUAGGAGUAGAAAGAGCAUGGAGAGAGGAAAGGAGGAGGAGGAGAGAAGGAAGAGCAACAGAAGAGACAAAGAGAGGAGGAAGAGGAGGAGAGACAGAAGAGAGGAAGAGAAGAGGAGAGGGGGAGUGAAUGGAGAAGGGUUUUUGGAGUUUUCGUUGUUGUUUGCUCCUGCAUUUGAACCCUAGAUUAGACCAGCAUUUCUCAGACUGUGGUAGGCGCAUGACUGAUACGCAGACUCCCCUUCAGCUCUAGUGUUAUCUUAAAGCCACAGUAUGGAACUUUUUAGACAAAAAAACUAAAGCGUUUCUUUUUUUUUAAUUUUUUUAAUUUGGUUGUUUAAUGUUUAUUGCAUGAAAAACAUGUGUCCUGACUGUGGGCGGGCUUGCAUCUCCACAAACCUGACCUGGCCUGAAGGAUGGCCUCCUCCUGCUCAUUUCCAUGGAAAUGUUGUUCCUUUGGCUGUAAUAUCCCACAGUGUGGCAUAAAACGCAUCUGUCUCCAUGGUUAAUUUUCAGCAGGAUGAUUUUAUCUUUCUAUUUCCAUGGAAACGUGUUAAAUACUGUGGCUUUAAUUUAGAGUUCCAACAUUUUUCUCCUUUGGGUUAGCCUUUGUCCAGAACUUCUCUAGCAGCGGUUAAGUCCUAUUUUAGACCUGGUUUAGACCUGGUUUAGACCUGGUUUAGACCUGGUUUAGACCUGGUUUAGACCUGGUUUAGACCUGGUUUAGAUCAGUUAUAGACCUGGUUUGGUCCUGUUAUAGACCUGCUUUAGUCCUGUUAUAGUCCUGGUCUUGUACUCAGAAGGUUAAAUAUUAUGUAUAUAUGGUUCAUAUUUUUUUGGUUUGAACUGAGCGUCUGAGCAGAUUCUGUAGUUUGAGCUUUUAUUUUCAUUCCAGUUUUAGAAUGAAUGUGUGUGUAUGUUUUGAUGAACCAGAACUCUGGUAGAACUAGACUCGAACGGUGGCGAAUAUCUGGUUGGAUUUUGAGGUGUUUUUUAGGGAUGACUGAAAAUUAGUGUUUUCUGUUUGAGAGAAGAACUCAGCCUAAAUCUGCAGGGUUUGUGUGUUAAACAUGUGUGAAUGAAACAAAACACAACUCCGGGUCUGUUUGUGAUGAGGAACCUACAUUAUAACACAGCUCAGAAAACAGAGUAAUAUGGCCCCUUUAAUCUGUUCCGGUCGCAUGAACUGAACUUUCUCAUUAAUAAAAUGUGAUUGGAUAAAGCUGCUCACACACAGGAACAUGAAACGAUGAAACAAUGAAACAAAGAGAAUGAAAGUGAAAGACAGAUUCCACUGGUGGUCCUGGGCUCAGUAAUCGAGAAUAAUUGAAAAUUAGUUUUUUUUUUCAUAGGAAUUGUAAAAUGUGACUCUAAACAGAGUGUAUAAAGAAGUGGAUGAAGUGAGUGUGACGUCACCCACAGCGUACGGCUCCAGUCAAAUGAAGCUCAUCGAGGCUAGCGGUUAUAGGGGCCAAUUUGGAGCCUAGUUCCACAUUUGGAAUUCCGAACACGAGUAUUAUAGCAACCAAAGAGCGAAUCAGAGGUGAGGCUGUUGAAGGUAACGCCCCUUCCUGUACCGUUGGUUUAGCAGGGAGCGGGCGCUUAACACUGUCAAUCAAACCUGUUGCUAAUGCUAGCAGGAGCAACCUCGGGCAAAGAAGGCGCCUAAUUUGUCUGUUAUUAAUGUUCAUAUCUUGAUUUACAGACACAAUAGUGAAAUAAAAACCUCAGGAUGUAAAGCGGGAUAAUACAAACAUUUUAAGACCAAAAUGACGAGCCUGACAGCAGCAUUUACAGAGAGAUGGGCCAUAGUUUUUCAAUGUAAAGUGAUUUGGAGUCAGAGUUGAUGGUCACGUUCACUUCCUGCUUGGAACACAGCGGCUAGCAGGUUAGCUAUGACCAUUUAUAUAAGGAGUCUAUGCUCUAGAGCAGUGUUGGGAAUUCCUCCUCUUCCAAAACAUGCCGAACACAAAUUGGUGACUUGGCCCUGGCUCAACUCAGACUUUAAAAAAAAAAAAAAAAAAAGUCUUGUGAAUCUUAAAUAUGACCAAACACCAUUAAAAUCCUUUACAACUAAAGCAAAAAUCACUUUUCAUAUUCGUGUUCCAUUGGCAAUAACUUUUUUCUUGUUCUACAGUUCCCUUUAUGUACUGAAUGUUUUAGAAGGUUUUUGUUGAUUGUAAAAUGAGCUGUUUGAAAGUGAAAGUGAAAGUGACUGAAGGCUUUGGGAGUGUGUGUGUUUUGUGGAAGUUUGAAGCGCUGUGUAAGACCAAAGCUUUUGUGAUAUUUUUAGUCAGAUUUAAAUGUUUCUCUAAUGUUUGGAAAUAAAACUACUGAUGCAAA